UGACGGAGCGGUGGCCCCGCCCGGUGCGCUGGAAGACGGAGCUUCCAGGUAGCGGCCCGCAGAGUCUGACCCAGAGUACGACGGGGUAGCCGGCGGGAGCCCACGGUCCCUCGGCGGCCUCUUUAAGGGAGGGGGCGGAGCCACGUGAAAGGAGCGCUAGGCUCCAGACUUCCUGAGCCCAGGUCCCCCCAGCUCAGCGCCAACAUGAGUGCGGAGGUCAAGGUGACAGGGCAGAACCAGGAGCAGUUUCUGCUCCUGGCCAAGUCUGCCAAGGGGGCAGCGCUGGCCACACUCAUCCACCAGGUGCUGGAGGCUCCUGGUGUCUACGUGUUUGGGGAACUGCUGGAUAUGCCUAAUGUUAGAGAGCUGGCUGAGAGCGACUUUGCUUCCACGUUCCGGCUGCUCACAGUGUUUGCUUACGGGACGUACGCUGACUACUUAGCCGAAGCCCGGAAUCUUCCCCCACUCACAGAGGCUCAGAAGAAUAAGCUUCGACACCUAUCAGUCGUCACCUUAGCUGCCAAAGUCAAGUGUAUCCCCUAUGCAGUGCUGCUGGAGGCGCUGGCCCUGCGCAACGUGAGGCAGCUAGAAGACCUGGUCAUCGAGGCUGUGUACGCCGACGUGCUGCGCGGCUCCCUGGACCAGCGCCACCAGCGGCUGGAGGUCGACUACAGCAUCGGGCGGGACAUCCAGCGCCAGGACCUCAGCGCCAUCGCCCGGACCCUGCAGGAGUGGUGUGUGGGCUGCGAGGUGGUCCUGUCAGGCAUUGAGGAGCAGGUGAGCCGGGCCAACCAGCACAAGGAGCAGCAGCUGGGCUUGAAGCAGCAGAUCGAGAGUGAGGUCGCCAACCUGAAGAAAACCAUUAAGGUUACAACAGCCGCAGCGGCCGCGGCCACGUCUCAGGACCCCGAGCAGCACCUGACUGAGCUGAGGGAGCCGGCCCCGGGCACCAACCAGCGCCAGCCCAGCAAAAAAGCCUCCAAGGGCAAGGGGCUCCGAGGGAGCGCCAAGAUUUGGUCCAAGUCGAACUGAAAGGACUGUCAUUUCUUCUCGGGAUGUGGGGUGCUCACUGCCCACCCACCCACCCCAUAGGAGUCCUCAGCCUUCCUGUGCCCCUGGCCAGCUGAUAAUCUAGGUUCCUGACCCCUAGCCCUGCCGGCUCCCAUGCCUGCUCCCCCACCCCCAAGCAUAGGCCACACCUUCUCCAGGGAGGAGGGACGUACAAGUCAUGUUUUUGUUGGUACUUGUUGUUUCACAUGACUUUCUUACGUGUUCCAUUGUCCCCUCCUCCCCCCCGCCAUGCUCUUCGCCCUGUUUCUUUAGGACCCAGCAUCUGUCCCCAUUCACUACACACCACUGUCCCCACCAUAACACCCACAAGUCCCUUUCCUGCCGCCCACACCUUGCAUGCCUCUGCCCGCCUGCCCCCACCCCCCAGCCUGUUCAGGCAGCAUCCAAAGAGCCGUAGGGCUCCCACUUUUAUUCCCAUGCUGAGAGCUCUGGGAGCCAGCCUGCCAUUCUAGGAGUCGCUGAACACUCGCAGCCUAGAAUCUUGUCCCUCUGCAGCCGUUCCCAUCCUGUCUCCCCACGUCGGGUCAUGGGAGCACUGCUGCUCCAGUGACCCCAGAGCCUCAAGACAGCUGUUCUCAAGCUGUCAUGAGAUGGUUCUUUCUUGGCCCUGGCUGUCCCUCGAAAGCCUGACGGCCAUCCUGGAAGGAUUUAUACUUCCUCUUGUGAGUUUGGUGGGGAACGGGAGGGGAUAUAGAUUGUAUAAAAAGAGUAUAUAUACAUAUAUCUAUAUAUAACAUGACACACAAAUAAAUCUAUGAGAAGUCUAUCUACAAACUA
Messenger RNA from Bubalus bubalis (water buffalo), 1848 nucleotides. It is a transcript of the gene COPS7A, whose product is annotated as COP9 signalosome subunit 7A. Gene Ontology annotation, cellular component: COP9 signalosome. NCBI's taxonomy places the organism in Eukaryota, Metazoa, Chordata, Mammalia, Artiodactyla, Bovidae. The transcript is spliced from 8 exons. Gene Ontology annotation, biological process: COP9 signalosome assembly. The record is from RefSeq and is a predicted model, not a curated record. The coding region runs from base 205 to 1032 and encodes 275 amino acids.